Panthera uncia (snow leopard) is the source of this 3316-nucleotide messenger RNA. It is a transcript of the gene SALL2, whose product is annotated as spalt like transcription factor 2. The annotation marks the transcript as partial. The transcript is spliced from 2 exons. Gene Ontology annotation, molecular function: RNA polymerase II cis-regulatory region sequence-specific DNA binding; DNA-binding transcription factor activity, RNA polymerase II-specific. NCBI's taxonomy places the organism in Eukaryota, Metazoa, Chordata, Mammalia, Carnivora, Felidae. Gene Ontology annotation, cellular component: nucleus. Gene Ontology annotation, biological process: regulation of transcription by RNA polymerase II. The record is from RefSeq and is a predicted model, not a curated record.
CCAGGCAGCACAGAUCAGCUGAUUGCCUCGCCUCACCUGGCGUUCCCAGGCACCACGGGACUCUUGGCAGCACAGUGUCUUGGGGCAGCUCGAGGCCUCGAGGCUGCUGCCUCCCCAGGGCUCCUGAAGCCAAAGAAUGGAAGUGGUGAGCUGGGCUACGGGGAAGUGAUGGGUCCCUUGGAGAAGCCUGGCGGACGGCACAAGUGCCGCUUCUGUGCCAAAGUAUUUGGCAGUGACAGUGCCCUGCAGAUCCACCUGCGCUCCCACACGGGUGAGAGGCCCUAUAAGUGUAACGUCUGUGGCAACCGCUUCACCACCCGCGGCAACCUCAAAGUGCAUUUUCACCGGCAUCGCGAGAAGUACCCGCACGUGCAGAUGAACCCUCACCCGGUGCCCGAGCACCUAGACUAUGUCAUCACCAGCAGCGGCCUGCCCUAUGGUAUGUCCGUGCCGCCGGAGAAGGCCGAGGAAGAGGUGGCGGUGCCAGGCGGGGGCGUGGAACGCAAGCCCCUGGUGGCCUCCACUACAGCACUUAGUGCCACCGAGAGCCUGACGCUGCUCUCCACCGGUGCGGGCACAGCCACGGCUCCCGCGCUCCCUGCUUUCAAUAAGUUUGUGCUCAUGAAGGCAGUAGAGCCAAAGAGUAAAGCCGAUGAAAAUACCCCUCCGGGGAGCGAGGGCUCAGCCAUCGCCGGCGUGGCAGAAAGUGGCACGGCCACCCGAAUGCAGCUGAGUAAGCUGGUGACUUCGCUACCCAGCUGGGCGCUGCUCACCAACCACUUUAAGUCCACAGGUAGCUUCCCCUUCCCCUAUGUGUUAGAGCCCUUGGGGGCCUCCCCCUCUGAGACCUCAAAGCUGCAGCAACUGGUAGAAAAGAUUGAUCGGCAGGGAGCCGUGGCAGUGGCGUCUACUGCCUCGGGCGCCCCCACCACCUCCGCGCCCGCGACCUCAACCACUGCGUCAUCUGGGCCUAACCAGUGUGUCAUCUGCCUCCGGGUGCUGAGCUGUCCUCGGGCCCUGCGCCUGCAUUACGGCCAACACGGAGGUGAGCGGCCCUUCAAAUGCAAAGUGUGUGGCAGAGCUUUCUCCACGCGGGGCAAUCUGCGUGCACAUUUCGUGGGCCACAAGGCCAGUCCGGCAGCCCGGGCCCAGAACUCCUGCCCCAUCUGCCAGAAGAAGUUCACUAACGCCGUGACUCUGCAGCAGCAUGUUCGGAUGCACCUGGGGGGCCAGAUCCCCAACGGUGGCACCACACUCUCGGAAGGCGGGGGAGCUGCCCAGGAGAAUGGCUCCGAGCAGUCCACAGUCUCCGGGGUGGGGACCUUCCCCCAGCAGCCGUCCCAGCAGCCAUCCCCAGAAGAGGAGCUGUCUGAAGAGGAGGAAGAGGACGAGGAAGAGGAAGAAGACGUGACUGAUGAAGAUUCCCUGGCAGGGAGGGGCUCAGAGAGCGGAGGUGAGAAGGCGAUAUCAGUGCGAGGUGAUUCGGAAGAGGCGUCUGGGGCAGAGGAGGAAGUGGGGACAGCGGCGGCGGCGGCGGCCACGUCUGGGAAGGAGAUGGAUAGCAGUGAGAAGGUGAUUCAGCAGCCUUCCCUGCCGCCCCCGCCACCACCACCCGACAGCCUGGAUCAAACACGGCCCAUGGAGCAGGGAGGCAGCGAUGCCGCAGGAGGCAUGGAAGAGGGGGGCAAACCAGAGAGGAGCUCGAGCCCACCGUCAGCACACACCCGGGAAGGGGAAGGCGGCGGCGGCGCCUCGGCGGAGGAGCUGAGUACGCAGGAGGCGAUGAGAAAGGAGCCGGGAGAGAGCAGCAGCAGAAAGGCCUGUGAGGUGUGUGGGCAGACCUUUCCCGCCCAGGCAGCCCUGGAGGAGCAUCAGAAGACCCACCCCAAGGAGGGGCCGCUCUUCACUUGUGUGUUCUGCAGGCAGAGCUUUCUCGAGCGGGCUGUCCUCAAGAAGCAUAUGCUGCUGGCUCACCACCAGGUGCACCUGAGCACCCACAUUUGGAACUGCAGCCCAGCCCGAAGGGGCCGGCAGCUGUCCCUGGAGGGCCCAGUGCCACUCCUCUCUGGUGACCAGGUCAACCUGCAGGACUUCCUGUCCCAGGAUGUUCCUGCCCAACUGGUGAGGGUAGGUCCCCUGUCUUUCUGGAACCAGUACACAGCUUUCCUGUCAAGGGACCUGCCCACCAAGCCCCGGAGUUCCGGCUCCACCUCCACUACCAGUUUAGGUCUGGCACCACCAGUGCUGUUUGGCCCAGGAACUAUGGCUGGGAACGUGCCUCCAGCAAUGGGAUCCAGAGAGGCCAAGGAGAAGAGAGCCCCCCUCUUCCUAUUUCGGUCUCCUGCAUCCAAGGCAGUGCCUGAGAAGCCCAUCAGAGAAGAAAAGUAGCAAACUGUACAUUUCUUCUUUUCCCUGCUCUGGAAGGUGCCAGCAAUGAAGAUACAACAAUAUCUGUAUCUGGCGGCUCAGCCCUAAGGGGUAGGGAGAAACGAAGAGCAUAUAGGACAUUCUUCCCAGUAAACUCCCAUUCAGGCAAAGGUAUUGGCUGGUCAGUUUGCCAAGACACCUCCAGCUUCUCCUUUUCCUUCAUCAUGGCCUGUCAAAGUUAGGAAACGAGCAGAUGUCUUAGCAGCAGGUCUCUCGUGGGAUCUUUUGGGAAAUGUGAAGUUCAUGUCUUUAACAAGCAUUAUUGGUGAGGGUCAUUGAAGGAGGAAUGAUGGAGAGUUGAAGAGCGUUGCUAAAGCAUAGGGCUUGCUGGGAACACGUGAGGUUAAGAAAGGGGCAUGAUGUGAGGGAGGGGACCUCGAAUUCUUGAUUGGAUGGGUCUCACGAAUGUUCUUUUGGACUGUUAGUGACUUAGUGUGCAGCAAUGCACCUCAGGUCAUAGGGGAUUUCCUAGCACUAGUGUGCUUCUAGUUUUAGAUAACUCCCUACUUUGUACCCUGGCCCCUUGUAUUUUCCUUGUCUUCCUUUCUCAAGGCCUGUUUCCUCCCCAUUUUGCCUGUCUAUGGACCAGGGCUUAUGUCUUUGCCACCGUCUGGUUCUUAGAGUCCCAGACCUUGGGAGAUGAGCUCUAGGUGGUUUUCUCCCUGCCUCUCUGUCUUGUAAUGAGAUGUAGUAUUUACUCUUAACAUAGGAUCAUUUGGAACAGGAGUCCUGAGGGGGAGAGAGUGAGGGUUCUGCUAUUGAUUGACUUGAAUGAUGGUUUCUCCUCCAAAGGUAUAGGCUCCAGAGCUUCCUAACAUAGUAAAAUGUGAAGAGCAGACAAGGGAGAUAUUAGUGUCUUUCCCUUUUCAUUAAAAGUGUUUUAACCAAA